AUGCUAGACCCACGAAUAUUGCCAUACUACAACCCUGCCGUGGACCGGAAGAUUGCCGUGGUGACGGGUGGGAACACCGGGAUCGGUUGGUAUACCGUUCUGCACCUUUAUUUGCACGGGUUCGUCGUUUACAUAUGUGGGAGAAACUCCCACAAGAUCUCGAAGGCUAUCCAGGAGAUACUCGCGGAGGCGAAGAAGCGGUGCCAUGACCGGGGCGACGGCCCAGGCCCGAAUAUACGGCGGCUGGGGUCUUUGCAUUAUAUCCAUUUGGAUCUGACGGACUUGAAAUGCGUGGAAAGGGCGUCGUUCAAGAUUUUGAAGCUGGAAGACCAUAUCGAUGUGUUGAUCAACAACGCAGGGAUCAUGGCGGUGCCCUUGGAGAUGACGAAGGAUAGGUUUGAAGUACAAUUGCAGACGAACUACAUUUCGCAUUUCUUCUUCACGAUGAAACUGCUUCCCCUGCUUCGUCACUGUCACGGUAGAGUCAUCUCUCUGUCCUCUGUGGGCCAUCGGCUCGAAGUGAUGUACUGGACUCUAUGCAAGACAUGGGACUACAAGCCCAACAUGCUUUUUACCUGGUUUCGGUACGCAAUGAGCAAGACGGCGCUGAUCCAAUGCACGAAGAUGUUGGCCAUUAAGUACCCGGACGUCCUGUGCCUGUCCGUCCACCCGGGCCUGGUGAUGAACACAAACCUGUUCAGCUACUGGACAAGACUGCCCAUUGUGGGCAUUUUCUUCUGGCUCCUGUUUCAGGUCGUCGGGUUCUUUUUUGGCGUAUCCAACGAACAAGGCUCGCUGGCCACUCUAAAAUGCGCAUUGGACCCUGCGUUGUCGGUCGAGACAGACAACGGGAAGUACUUCACCACGGGGGGGAAAGAAUCUAAGUCGAGCUACGUUUCCAACAACGUCGAUGACGCAGCUUCGACCUGGAUCUGGACCGUCCAUCAGCUGAGGGACCGCGGAUUCGAGAUAUAA
Molecule: messenger RNA, 975 nt
Organism: Saccharomyces eubayanus
Lineage: Eukaryota; Fungi; Ascomycota; Saccharomycetes; Saccharomycetales; Saccharomycetaceae
Gene: ENV9
Product: Env9p
Exons: 1
Coding region: 1-975 (324 amino acids)
Source: RefSeq, a predicted model, not a curated record